Pteronotus mesoamericanus is the source of this 836-nucleotide messenger RNA. RefSeq names its product intercellular adhesion molecule 4 (Landsteiner-Wiener blood group) (gene ICAM4). The transcript is spliced from 3 exons. Gene Ontology annotation, molecular function: integrin binding. NCBI's taxonomy places the organism in Eukaryota, Metazoa, Chordata, Mammalia, Chiroptera, Mormoopidae. Gene Ontology annotation, cellular component: plasma membrane. Gene Ontology annotation, biological process: cell-cell adhesion. The record is from RefSeq and is a predicted model, not a curated record. The coding region runs from base 1 to 822 and encodes 273 amino acids.
AUGGAGUUCCUGCUCCUCUUCUCGCUGCUUGUUUUGCUGGCGGCAACCUACUUGGGAGGCGGGAGCGCGCGGAGGCCCCAAAGCGCGCGGUCUCAAAGCCCCGGAGGAGGCAGCUCCCCUGCUCCCUCAGAGACCACAGCGCCGUUCUGGGUGAGCAUAAGCCCCAAGGUGAUGGCCGUGGCGCCAGGGAAUUCAGUGUGGCUAAACUGCAGCAGCAGCUGCCCGCUGCUGGAGAAUUCCACCCUCCAUACUGGACUGCAGCGCGGCCAGAAGCUCAGCGGACCCAGCUGGGUCUCCUUCCAGCUGCUGGAUGUAAGGACCUGGAGCUCCGACGUGCACUGCUUCCUCACCUGCGCCGGAGUAACGCGGGGGGCCACGGCCAAGAUCAACGCCUACAAAGGGCCGCACAGCGUGAUCCUGGAGCCUCCGGUCUUAGAGGGCAGUAAGCACACUUUGCGUUGCCACGUGACGCACGUGUUCCCCGUGGGCUUCCUGGUGGUAACUCUGCGGCACGGCGGCCGGGUCAUCUACUCAGAGAGCCUGGAGCGCUUCACAGGUCUGGAUCUGGCCAACGUGACACUGACUUACGCGUUCCGGGCUAGGCCCGAUGACCUCGGGCAGCUCGUGACCUGCCACGCGCACCUCAAUCUCGACGGCCUGGUGGUCCGCAGCAGCUCAGCACCCAUGGCGCCGGCAUUUCUGGAUUGGAGCUCUGAGUCCAAAGCCUUGGUUUCCACCUCGAUCGCAGCACUUGUGGGGAUUCUUCUCGCCGUGGGGGCGGCCUGCCUGCGAAAGUACCUACUGAUGCAGUCCCGGGCUUAGAGGGGGUGGUCCGU